UCCCAGGAUGGGGGGGCGGUGAGGCCGGCCCACCCCGCCCCCAUGGCUGCCCGUCGGAGCCAGAGGCGGAGGGGGCGCCGGGGGGCCCCGGGCACCGCCCUGCUGGGCCCACUCGCCCUGGGUCUGGGCCUGGCGCUGGCCUGCCUGGGCCUCCUGCUGGCCGUGGUCAGUCUGGGCAGCAGGGCAUCGCCGUCCACCCAGCAGGCGCCUUCCCAGGGGGAGCUGGUGGCAGAGGACUUCCAGAGCCUGGCGGAACUGACUCCCCAGCCGGAGGAAACCCAGGACCGUGUGUCUUUUCCCAAAAGACGGGUUCGGCCUCGCAGAAGCGCACCUAGAGGCCAGAAAAAACGAACCCGAAGAGCGAUUGCUGCCCACUACGAAGUUCACCCACGACUGGGACAGGAUGACGCACAGGCAGGUAUGGACGGGACGGUGAGUGGCUGGGAGGAAGCCAAGAUCAACAGCUCCAAUCCGCUGCGCUAUGACCCCCAGAGCGGGGAUUUCAUAGUCACCCGGGCUGGACUUUACUACCUGUACUGUCAGGUGCACUUUGACGAGGGGAAGGCAGUCUACCUAAAGCUGGACUUGGUGGUGGACAACACGCUGGCCCUCCGCUGCCUGGAGGAAUUCUCGGCCACUGCUGCGAGUUCCCCGGGGCCCCAACUCCGGCUCUGCCAGGUGUCCGGCCUGCUGCCCCUGCGCUUGGGGUCCUCCUUGAGGAUUCGCACUCUACCCCGGGCCCACCUCAAGGCUGCCCCGUUUCUCACCUACUUCGGACUUUUCCAAGUACACUGAGGGUGGGUCCCUGGUUCCCUGUGACUUUCCCUGGUGGAUGGCUCCUGACCACAGCUCCCUGAGCUCCUCUGAGCUCGAAGCUGGCCCCUCUGCCCAUGCAACUCUGCACUUCCCCAGCCUGCCCUUUUCCUCUCAGGGCUGCCUGGGCACUCUCACUUGUUUCCCUGCCACACCAGUAUCCCCCCUUCUCAGCAACUCUCCACACCUCCGGUUCUUGCCUUGUUAGCCUCUUGAUCUGCAUCUUUCAGUACUUAACUUCUAACUUUCCACUCUGGCCACAGCCUCUCUACCCCUGACACUGUGUUUACUGUAUUAUGGGUGAAGACGGAUCCCAAAUCUGCCCCCUUUGGGCACUCAGAGGGGCUGGAUGCCUGAGACUGGGACUAGGCCAACCGUUCCGAAUGGGAGGGAUAAGAGACCAAGAGAGACUUUCCUCUGAUAAUUCCCUGUGGAUUUUAAAAAAGAUUAUUUUUAUUAUUGUGACAAAAUGUUGCUAAUGAAUAUUAAAGAGAAUAAA
Molecule: messenger RNA, 1312 nt
Organism: Suncus etruscus (white-toothed pygmy shrew)
Lineage: Eukaryota; Metazoa; Chordata; Mammalia; Eulipotyphla; Soricidae
Gene: TNFSF12
Product: TNF superfamily member 12
Exons: 7
Coding region: 43-795 (250 amino acids)
Biological process (GO): immune response
Cellular component (GO): membrane
Molecular function (GO): tumor necrosis factor receptor binding; receptor ligand activity
Source: RefSeq, a predicted model, not a curated record